Molecule: messenger RNA, 5548 nt
Organism: Pungitius pungitius (ninespine stickleback)
Lineage: Eukaryota; Metazoa; Chordata; Actinopteri; Perciformes; Gasterosteidae
Product: complement C3-like
Exons: 43
Coding region: 40-5349 (1769 amino acids)
Cellular component (GO): extracellular region
Molecular function (GO): protein binding; endopeptidase inhibitor activity
Source: RefSeq, a predicted model, not a curated record
CCCGUGUUCACAGUCCGCUGAGGGUCCCACGCGGUCAACAUGGGUCGGUGGACGCUGCACGUUCUGUUCCUCGUGUUCCUCUGUGGCUCCGAUGGUCAGAUUGACCGCAGAAGGCUUGGAUUUUCCCCAAUAGGAAAGUACUGGGAGAUGCACGACCGACAAAGACCAAGGUCCACGGUUAGUUCUUCCCCGAGGUUCACUCUACUGGCUCCAGACCUGCUGAGGACGGACAGCCAGGAGAACAUCUACCUCCAGGCAGACGGGUUGUCCAUCCCCGUCUCCGUCUCCAUCACCGCCCUGGACUUCAAUAGUAGAGCCAUGCUCCUGCUGGACUCCGUCACACUCAACGCAGACAACGGAUUCCAUGCUCUCAAGGCGAUACAGCUUCCCUCGGAUGGUUUCAAUCCCCAAGAGAAAGAGAACAAGUUUGUGUAUCUGAAGGUGGACUUCGGCAGGUUCCACUCGGAGGAGAGGGUACUAAUGGUGUCCUUUCACUCCGGGUACAUCUUCAUCCAGACGGACAAACCCAUCUACAACCCCGGGGACACAGUUCGAUUCAGAGCUUUCGCGUCCUCUUUGUCCUUCAAGGCCUUCGACAGCUCCGUCAGCGUAGAUAUUAAGAACCCGGACGGAGUGGCGGUCCAACAGUUCUCCAGGGUCCGACCAGAGGACGGCGUCUUUGGCAACACUUUUCCUCUCUCUCAAAUGGUCAAUGAAGGAAAAUGGACGGUGACCGCAACGUUUGACCAGCGGCAGCAGAACACGUUCACCUCCGAGUUCGAGGUGAAGAAGUACGUCCUUCCUGCCUUCAACGUCACCCUGACGCCCAAGAAGACCUUCCUCAACCUGGAGGACAGCGAGCUGCAGGUGGAGAUCUCGGCCAGGUACCUGUACGGGGAGCCGGUUCAGGGGACGGCCUACGUGGUGUUUGGGGUGAAGAUCAACCAGGAGAUGAGAAGGUUGCCUUCAGUGAAGCAGCUUUCAAAUCUGGACGGAGGAGUCGUCAGUCUGAGCAUGGAGGAGCUCAAGAGAGCUUACCCCAACGUCAAGUCUCUGGUGGGCAACUCUGUGUAUGUGAAGGCCUCGGUGCUCACCCAGUCAGGCAGCGACCUGGUCGAAGCAGAGAAGACGGGCAUUAAGAUCGUGGAGUCUCCGUAUGUCCUGUCCUUCAAAGACAUACCCAAGUUCUUCAAGCCGGGCCUGCCCUUGGACUUCACAAUCCAGGUGAACCACCAUGACGGCUCCCCGGCCCGGAACGUUCUGGUCCGGUUGGGGAUGCUGAAGGAGCCCGUGUUCGUCUCGUCCGGCAGCGCCAGAGUCAGCAUCGACAUGCCGGCUGGUGGAGGCCCUCAAACCAUCACGGCUGAGAGCGUGCAGGCUGACCUGAGACCAGAGCAGCAGGCCAGGCGACAGGUCACCGUCCAGCCGUACGCCGCCUUCGACCCGCGCCAACAGAACUACCUGUACGUCUCCACGGCGACCAACGCCGUGUCCCCAGGAGACCGGCUCGCCCUGAAGCUGACGGUCGCUCCCGCAAACCCGGCGCACAGAGCGUUCAUCACGCACAUCACGUACCUGGUGCUGAGUAAAGGCAGAAUCCUCGUUGGCGAGCGCGUGGACGUGACGGGUCAGCUGGUCACCAGCGUUGGGCUGAUGGUCACCACGGAGAUGAUGCCGUCGUUCCGCUUUGUGGCGUUCUACGUCAUUCCCUGGGAGGGGCGGGAAGAGGUGGUGUCGGACUCCAUCUGGGUGGAUGUGGCCGACUCCUGCGUUGGAGGGCUGAAAGUCGGGCCGGCGGACGGCGUUCGGCGAGACUACGCGCCCGGGAAGAACUUCCGGUUUCAGGUCCGAGGCGAUCCGGGAGCAAAGGUCAACCUGGUAGCCGUGGACAACGCCGUUUAUCUGCUCAACCGGGACCGACUUACACAGAGCAAGAUUUGGGGCACGGUGGAGCUCGGAGACAUCGGCUGCACUCGAGGGGGGGGCAGAGACGCCACAUCGGUGUUCUCAGACGCCGGACUGCUCUACGCCUCCAGCGCCGGGUUCAGAACCCAAACCAGACAAGUCCUGCAGUGUCCACGCAGCGCCAGAAGGAGGCGCUCUGCCGAACUCUUGCAGCGUAAAGCCCAGCUGGAGAACCAUUACAAGGAGCAGCUGCAGCGGCGCUGCUGCAGGGACGGCCUCAGGGAGAUCCCCAUGCGCUACUCCUGCACCAGGCGCUCCCUCUACAUCACCGAGGGCUGGGAGUGCAUGAGGGCCUUCCGCUACUGUUGCGCCACCUUCAGGGACCAGGAGUUUAACACGGAGAUUCCCACCACGCUGCCCCCCUGGACCACAGCGGCCCCCACCACCACCACCACCACCACCACCAGACCCUUUGUGGUGGCCCGUGGUUUUGCUCGAAUGGACAUGUCUACGCAUGACAGGAGGAUGCAGCUGUCGCACAGAGUAUUGGAAACAGAGCGUGUUGUAGCGAGAGCUCAAUCGCCCGUCCUGACUAAACUGACCAGACAACCUGCACCUGAGCUGCAGCUGACCCAUUCAACUGCAAAGAAAGUAGUAGAAAAGGAAGAAGAAGAAGUGGAGGAGGAGGAAGAGGAGGAGGAUGAGGAGUAUCUGGAUGAGACUCAAGUGUAUCUGCGAUACAAGUUUUUCGAGUCUUGGCUGUGGACGGACCUCAAGCUGCCCAACCGAGCUGAGGCUGACGGGUUGGCCCUCAAGGACCUGGAACUUCCUUUACCAGACAGCAUCACCGAGUGGGGAGUUCUGGCUAUCAGCGCAUCACCUCACACAGGCUUCUGUGUUGCGGAGCCGUACAACGUGAAAGCAUGGAAGCCUUUCUUCGUGGACCUGAAGCUUCCGUAUUCAGUGGCGAGGAACGAACAGGUGGAGAUUAAAGCGGUGGUGCAUAACUACGGCUACGAUGACGUGCACGUUCGGGUGGUGCUGAUGAAGACAGAAGGUAUUUGCAGCAUCGCCUUCAAGGACAAACACACGCAGGAAGUGACGCUGCCGGCCGGCUCUUCUGUCGCGGUGCCUUACACCAUCGUGCCGCUGGAGGUGGGGAAACUUCCUCUGGAGGUGAUGGUGGUGGCCAGAGACAUGAUGGGAUCAGACCGCAUCCAGAAGCACCUUCGGGUGGUGCUGGAUGGAGUGCAGAAGACCAAAGUUUGGACCACCGUGUUGAACCCGUCUGCUGAGGGAGGGACGCAAACUGUUCGUGUGGACAAGGUGGAACUGGAGUCCGUUGUGCCCAACUCUGUGCCGGAGACAAUAAUCAGUGUCAGAGGCAACGUGUUGGCAGACAGCAUCGAUAACUCCAUCAGCGAGGACUCCCUGGCCUCUCUGAUCCGGAUGCCCGGCGGCUGUGUGGAGCAGAACUUGGCGAGCAUCACUCUGCCCCUCAUCGCCUCCCUCUACCUGGAGCGGACCAACAACUGGGAGAGUGUGGGGGUGGAUCGCAAAGCCGAGGCUCUGCGCUACAUCAGGAGAGGAUACGAGAAUCAGCUGGCAUAUAGAAAGAGUGACGGCUCCUACCCCCCCUACAGGAGGGAAGGUGCAAGUACAUGGAUCACGGCUUACGUGGUGAAGGUCUUCUCCAUGGCUCACUCCACCCUCGGCAUCGACAAACAGCAGGUGUGCGACCCGCUCCUCUACCUGGUGAAUAACAAACAGCUGCCCAGCGGAAGCUUUGUGGAGAAAAACCCUGUUUACUCUACUACCAUGACGGGCGGUCUCCGUGGUAACGACCCAGAGACGACCCUGACAGCCUUCGUCCUCAUAGCGCUCUCUGAGGCCAAGCAGGCCGGGAUCCGAUGCACCGGUCCAAACGUAGAGAAGGUUAUCGGUCAGACGGCUGCGUACCUGGCGAGAGCGCUGGGCACGACGGGGAGGAGGCCGUACACCGUGGCCAUCGCCUCCUACGCGCUGGCUCUGCUGGGCAAAGCUCAGCCCUUCGACCCGACUCCAUCUUUACUCAGAGCUGCAGCUGCAGGUGGCAGCCACUGGCCCGACACACACAACACCUUCUUCACCUGGGAGGCGACCGGCUACGCUCUGCUGGCGCUGGUUAAGCUGGGCCGCUUGGACCAGGCCGCUGCGCCCUUUAAAUGGCUGAACAGCCAGCGGAGGAGGGGGGGCUCUUUCGGCUCCACUCAGUCCACCAUGGUGGUGCUCCAGGCGCUCUCAGAGUAUCUGAUAAACAAGCCUCCUCCUGGUGACCUCAGUCUGGAUGUGGACGUCAGGUUGACGGGACGCAAGGAAAUCCGUUACCAUUUUAACCCCCAGACGGCCUACGCCGCUCGCUCCUCCAGGUUGCCGGAUAAUCUUGAUUUGGAAGUCGAGGCUCGGGGGAACGGAGAGGGAAUUCUGGAGGUUGUGACCUAUUACAACCAGCUGCAUGAGGUGGACGAUAAGAUGUCCUGCAAGGACUUUGAGCUCGUCGUCACUAUUGAAGAAUCCAGCGAAAAGCCUCCAGCUGAUGUAGAGAAAUCCUACCAGAUGAGCAUCAGCGUGAGGGCUUUGGGACCCACAGAUGUCCGGAUGGUGGUCCUCGACAUCAGCCUGCCGACCGGCUUCAGCCCAGAGACCUCCGACCUGGAGAAGCUUUCAAACUCAGUGGACCGUUACAUCAACUACUUCCAGGUGGUCGAUAACCUGAGUGACCGAGGCUCUCUGAUCCUCCACCUGUUCAAGGUGUCUCACAAAGAGCCAGAGGUCCUGAUCUUCAGGCUGCAGCAGAGCUUCAGAGUGGGCCUUCUGCAGCCGUCCUCGGUCACCGUCUACGAGUAUUACAACCCAGAUCACCGCUGCAGUCACACCUACACCCCCAGGGAGGACCGAGAGGAGCUCUCUCAGAUCUGCAGGAACAACGGCUGCCGCUGCGCGCAGGGCGACUGCUGCGUCUCCAGGAGCGACAGUGAAAACGUGCCCCCCCAACAAAGAGAGACGUUUGCCUGCAAGACUUUGCACCACGUUUUCAAGGUGAAGGUGCUGAACGUCAGCCAGAGUUACUACGACAAAUACGAGGUGGAGAUCACACAAGUGAUCAAACUGGGCAUAGAGGCAGGAGUUGAAGUGGGUCAGAGGAGGCUUUUCAUGUCUCAUGGAGGCUGCAGAGACGGACUGGUCCUCAACCAGGGCUCCCAGUACCUCAUCAUCGGGCCCACAGAGGACCAGUGGAACGCUGACGCUGACACCGGCAGAUCCGUCUACGUGUUGGGGAAGGACACCUGGGUGGAGCGCUGGCCGUCGCCCACAGAGUGCUCCAGCAGUGACGGCCUGCGAGAUAAAUGCCGGAGCCUGAAGGACGCGGCGACUGAGCUGUCCGUCAACGGCUGCCGGCUGUAGAGCCUCCUCAGUUCUCUCUUUGCAGAAGGGUUCACAACACAAAGAGAGUCAAGCUGUCCAGAUGCCUUUGAGCCACAUGUUACAUCGACAUGACCUGUGAAGGUCAACCAGCAUUUGAUCCAUCUACUGGGUGCUAAAACAACCAUUCAUCCAUUUGGCCAAAGUGAAUGAAUGAAUAAAUGAACUCAAUGUGUCUAUU